AUGAAUUUCGACGAAAAUCCUACCGGCGCUAACCGCCAACGUUACAAUGUAUAUGAGAGCUACGGAAAUCUAUUUUCAGUAGUAAACAGAGGAGUUCCCCGUCCACCAAGAAGAGGAUGUGGCCAGACACGAUCCCGUCAGGGAUAUCAAACAGCGCGAGUUGAAACAAAACGAAGGAUUGAAGGUGCUAAAACUACUGUUGGCAUUGAUGCUAUGAUUAAAUCGACCUUACAUCCUGGAGCCAAGUCAAGUGAUGAUUUGCUAUCUAAGAUCGGAGAGAACCAUACCCUUAAAGCUAUUACGUUAACAAUUACGACACGAGGAAUUGGGUUAGUUCUGGAAGCAAAGUUAGAAAAUUUGAAAACUGCUUAUCCUCUGCCUGCCCGUGAUACUGAAUUAGCGUAUCCAUACCAAGUUGAUGCUGAUUUAUUGCACGUCGCGCAAACUGUUACUAUUGCACCUGAGCCAAUUAAAAGGUUGAUUAACGCUGUUGGCAUAAUUAACUAUGAUGAAGGGGUCUACAUUCCAAAUGUUUCGAGAGCCGCCACAGAUCUAUUUCAAUUUGCAUGA
Molecule: messenger RNA, 570 nt
Organism: Parnassius mnemosyne (clouded apollo)
Lineage: Eukaryota; Metazoa; Arthropoda; Insecta; Lepidoptera; Papilionidae
Source: the annotation of a GenBank genome assembly